AGCCGUUUUGGCCACAUCCUCCAGGUCGCGCGCCGUAUCGGGCUGGUUGCUGGCGAACGAACCCCAGAAUGCCCAAGGUCUGCAUUUUCAGCGCGGCCGAGUAUGUUGUGGACCAGAUGAAGCCGCUCGUGGAAAAGUGGCCUGAGUCGAUCUGCGUCCAAACUGCGUGCACGCCGUCGACGGCCAGGCUCUGCAAGGGCUGCGACGUCGUGUGCCUCUUCGUGAACGACUGCUGCGACAAGGAGCGUGGCGGCGGGUUCAAGGCGAACGGAGUGAAGAUGGUCGCGAUGCGCUGCGCAGGGUUCGACAGGGUCGACGUGAAGGCCCUGAUGGAGGCCGGGAUCCAGAUCGCCCGCGUGCCCGCUUACAGCCCAUAAGGGCGCAGGCACGCAGUCACGCUGGCGCUGAGCCUGAACCGCAAGAUACACAAGGCCUACGUUCGCGUCCGCGAGGGCAACUUCACCCUGAGUGGACUCGUCGGUUUCGACAUGCACGGGAAGACCGUCGGGAUAGUCAGCACAGGCAAGAUCGGCACGAUUGCCGCGCAGUGUUUCAAGGGCUUCGGCAUGAAGGUGCUCGGCUACGACAUGUACCCGAACGACCACUUCAAGGAGAUCGGCGAUUAUGUGACGAUGGACGAGUUGUUGGCACAGUCGGACGUCAUUAGCCUGCACACGCCGCUGAUGCCAGCUACGCAUCACAUGAUCAAUAAGGAGGUGAUCGACAAGAUGAAGGACGGCGUCAUCCUCGUCAACUGCUCGCGGGGCGGCCUGGUGGACACCGAGGCCCUUAUCGAGGGCCUCCUGGCAGGGAAGAUCGGAGGGGCUGGCCUGGACGUGUACGAGAAUGAGGAUAAGCUCUUCUUCCAGAAUUUUGUGAACUGUGACACGAGGGAGCGGAUGGCUGCAUGGGACAAGACCUUCAACAUGCUCUCGGCCUUGCCGAAUGUCAUCGUCACCCCGCACACCGCUUUCCUCACCAAGGAGGCCCUCGAGAACAUUUGCAACACCACCAUCCAGAACAUCGACGAGUUCCUGGAGGGCAAGGAGCUGACCAACGGCGUGAAGGCCUGAGGCGAACGCCGGCGCUCGCCAGCGGCGCCCGCGCCCGCCAGCGAGGGCUGCAGGGGGAGACAGGAG
This is a messenger RNA of Prorocentrum cordatum, 1139 nucleotides long. NCBI's taxonomy places the organism in Eukaryota, Dinophyceae, Prorocentrales, Prorocentraceae. The record is from the annotation of a GenBank genome assembly.